AUGCGGGGACUCCGCUUCUUCCCCAUUGUUGCGGGCCUCGGCUUUCUUCCGCAGUCACUCGCCCAGGGUGACACGAAGAUCCAUGAAGAAGGUCGAUGUGCGAUCCGUGGCCACUGUGGUAAGCAGUCAUUCUUUGGCGGAGAGCUUCCAUGUUCCGACAACGGUCUUGCAAAGGAUCCCGACGCGGCGGUGAGGGAGAAAUUAGUGAAUCUUUGCGGCAGUAAAUGGGAGCAAGGGCCGGUGUGCUGCCUAGAAGAGCAGGUCGAUGCUCUUGCGAAGAACUUGAAGCUCGCCGAGGGAAUCAUCUCGUCCUGCCCUGCGUGUAGAGAGAAUUUCUUUGACAUCUUCUGCACAUUUACCUGCUCACCAGAUCAAUCGCUGUUCAUCAACGUCACGCAAACUGAACAAGCUAGCCCCGGGAAGUAUCGAGUGACGGAACUGGACAAUGUUUGGUCCGAAGAGUACCAAAGCGGGUUUUAUGACAGCUGCAAGAAUGUCAAGAAUGGUGCUUCUGGUGGGAAGGCGAUGGAUUUCAUCGGAGGCGGGGCCAAAAAUUACACCCAGUUCUUGAAAUUUCUGGGCGAUAAGAAAUUUUUGGGAAGUCCUUUUCAGAUCAACUACCAUACUGAACCGCCUGCCGCGGAUCCCCAGGGCAUGAAACCCUUGCCGCUCCAUCCAAAGGCGUGCAAUGAUCCGGACCCGACAUUCCGCUGUUCGUGCGUGGACUGCCCAGAUGUAUGUCCUGAUCUUCCGCCAGUAAAACUGGACAAAAACUGCCACGUCGGGCUUUUACCUUGCCUUUCGUUUUCCGUUAUUCUCAUUUACUCCGUUUUCCUGCUCGCUGUCACAGCGCUCUCGGGCUACUUCACGUACAGAGAACGGCGGUAUCGGAAACCUGAAAGGGUGCGACUCUUGCAAGAUCCAACUCCGAGUGAUGAUGAGGACGAAGGGGAUAUAGUCCACUCCGGCGGCCACUUGGAGUAUCCCCGCGGCGUGUAUAAACUGAACUCGAUGCUGGACACCAUGUUCAAUCGGAUCGGAUCGGCCUCCGCUCGGUUUCCCGCCACGACCAUCAUCUCGAGUGUUUUGUUGGUCGCGUUACUAAGCUUGGGUUGGUUUCGAUUCGCCGUAGAGACGGACCCAGUGCGGCUAUGGGUGAGCCCUACAUCGGCUGCGGCUCAGGAGAAGCAGUUUUUUGAUGACAACUUCGGGCCUUUUUAUCGUGCAGAACAAGCCUUCCUUGUAAAUGAUAAUUCCAGUUACAAUGACGGACGGGUUCUGGAUUAUGAUACGUUAAAUUGGUGGUUCGGCGUUGAGUCACGAGUCCGCCGCAUGGUCUCUACGCAUCGAAGACUCACUCUUGAUGAUAUUUGCUUUAAACCAACUGGGGAUGCUUGCGUGGUUCAAUCUGUGACGGGUUAUUUUGGUGGCGCGUCCAACCUCGAUCCCGAUACCUGGAAGGACAGGCUGCAACAUUGCGUUGAAUCACCCGGCGAUGUAAGCUGCCUUCCAGAGUUCCAGCAACCGCUAAAACCGGAAAUGAUUUUGGGUGGCUAUGAGGAUUCCGGCAACAUCCUCGAUGCGAAGGCUCUUAUCGUCACGUGGGUCGUGAAUAACCACGCACAGGGCUCAGAAGGCGAGAGCAACGCCGUCGACUGGGAAGACAGUUUCAUGCGCAUCCUGAAUGAUGUGCAAGCAGAAGCCGAGGAGCGCGGACUCCGUGUCUCCUUCACUGCCGAAGCAAGUGUUGAGCAGGAGCUGAAUAAGUCUACCAACACUGAUGCCAAAAUCGUAGUCAUCAGUUAUAUCAUUAUGUUUAUGUAUGCAUCCCUAGCCUUGGGCUCGGUGACAGUGACUUGGAAGUCUUUGACUACAAACCCCGCCAACGCCCUUGUGCAAUCUAAAUUCACCCUUGGUAUCGUGGGUAUUGUCAUCGUCCUCAUGUCAGUAUCCGCGUCGGUCGGGCUUUUUUCUGCGGCUGGUAUCAAAGUGACUUUGAUAAUCGCAGAGGUGAUUCCUUUCCUCGUUCUAGCUGUUGGAGUGGACAAUAUCUUUUUGAUCGUCCAUGAGUUCGAGAGAUUGAAUGUUAGCCAUCCUGAUGAAGAAAUCGAUGAACGCAUCGCCAGGGCAGUAGGUCGAAUUGGACCUAGUAUCUUCCUCUCUGCCCUUACAGAGACUGUUGCAUUCGCAAUGGGGGUCUUUGUCGGAAUGCCCGCCGUGAGAAACUUUGCUAUAUAUGCCGCUGGUGCCGUGUUCAUCAAUGCUGUCUUACAAGUCACGAUGUUCAUUUCCGUUCUCGCUUUAAAUCAAAAACGCGUCGAGAGCCUCCGUGCUGACUGCAUACCGUGUCUCACCGUGCGCAAGGCACAUUCUGGCAUGUCUGAGGACCGCGUCUUUGAUGAUCAAGAUGGAGAGAGUGCCCUUCAAAAAGUCAUCCGGAAGGUUUAUGCAUCCAACCUCCUUGAUCGCAGAGUCAAGGUUGUGGUAGUGAUCGUUUUCCUGGGCAUUUUGACAGCAGGACUAGCCUUGAUUCCAGGGGUGGCUCUUGGAUUAGACCAGCGUAUUGCGCUUCCCAGUGAUUCCUACCUGAUUCAGUAUUUCAAUGAUUUGAGCGAUUACUUUGGAAGUGGUCCUCCUGUUUAUUUUGUGACCCGGAAUGUGAAUUUAACCGAAAGACAGCACCAACAGCAGCUUUGUGGACGAUUCACCACCUGCGAGGAAUUUUCCCUGCCAUUUGUGCUAGAGCAAGAAUCCAAACGACCAAAUGUCUCGUACAUCUCUGGCUCCACAGCUAGUUGGAUUGACGACUUCUUCUACUGGCUUAACCCCCAGCAGGACUGCUGUAAAGAAGAUGGGAAGCUAUGCUUUGAGGAUAGAACUCCUGCCUGGAACAUCACUUUAUACGGCAUGCCAGAAGGAGAGGAGUUCAUUCGCUACGUUGAAAAAUGGAUCGAGUCGCCCACUGACGCCUCAUGCCCACUUGGUGGGAAGGCGCCAUACAGCAACGCCCUCGUUGUCGAUCCCAAACGAACCAUGACCAACGCAAGUCAUUUCAGGACAUCCCACACCCCACUCAGAACUCAGGAUGACUUUAUCAAAUCCUACAUCUCAGCCCGACGCAUUGCACAGGGUAUUUCGGAUGACUUCGGCAUCGACGUGUUCCCAUAUUCCAAGACCUACAUAUUCUUUGACCAGUAUGUGUCCAUUGUGCAGCUCACAGGGACCUUACUUGGGUUUGCAGUGGCAAUUAUUUUUGCCAUCACCUCCAUUCUUCUCGGCUCGGUCGCCACAGGAGCGGUGGUUACGGCUACCGUUGUCAUGAUUGUGGUAGACAUUAUCGGCUCCAUGGCGAUCGCUGGUGUGUCGUUAAAUGCCGUGUCACUUGUGAACUUGGUGAUCUGUGUCGGAAUUAGUGUCGAGUUCUGCGCACACAUUGCCCGAGCAUUCAUGUUCCCGUCUCGUUCCAUCAUGGAGACAGUGCCUACGAAAUUCCGCGGCAAGGAUGCUCGCGCUUGGACGGCGUUGGUCAAUGUUGGUGGAAGUGUCUUCAGCGGAAUCACCGUGACCAAGCUACUUGGAGUCUGUGUCCUAGCAUUUACUCGAAGCAAAAUCUUUGAGAUUUAUUAUUUUCGGGUGUGGCUAGCACUCAUCAUUUUUGCCGCAACACAUGCGCUCAUUUUUUUGCCCGUAGCUCUGAGCUACUUUGGCGGGGACGGUUACGCGGGCCCCGAAACUGACGGGGGCCUGGAAGAAAACCUUGCUUCCAGAGGCUACCGAUCCUUGCUAGUUGACGAUGAUUACGACUCAGACGAGUACUAG
This is a messenger RNA of Aspergillus ochraceoroseus IBT 24754, 3819 nucleotides long. RefSeq names its product sphingolipid transporter NCR1 (gene ncr1). Bases 1 to 3819 code for a protein of 1272 amino acids. Lineage: Eukaryota; Fungi; Ascomycota; Eurotiomycetes; Eurotiales; Aspergillaceae. The transcript is spliced from 3 exons. Gene Ontology annotation, cellular component: membrane. The record is from RefSeq and is a predicted model, not a curated record. Gene Ontology annotation, molecular function: lipid carrier activity.